Molecule: messenger RNA, 478 nt
Organism: Salvia hispanica
Lineage: Eukaryota; Viridiplantae; Streptophyta; Magnoliopsida; Lamiales; Lamiaceae
Product: seed maturation protein
Source: RefSeq, a predicted model, not a curated record
AUAUAUGUGUACAUAGUGUAAAUUAAUAAGGGCAUGCAAGCGUAGAAACAGAAAGAAAAGACGAUGUCGGGAGCACAAGGAGCACAGCCGCCGGAAUCAUUCACGGCGACGACGUACGAGUCGGUGGAAGGUGGUCAGAACAAGACUCGGUUUGAUCCGCGGUCCAAGGAGGACGCCGGUGGGAUUCAAAUCGAGAAAAUUCAGGAUAAAGUGGAGGACGCGGCCGGCUUGGGCGGACCUGUGUUUGGAGCUGGCAAGGACGACGACGACAAUAAGGAUGAUUUGGGCGUUACCGGCACCGCCUAGCUCUAUCCCAUCUACUACUAGUAUCUUGCCUCUAUGUUUUGUUUUCUUUUAUGAUAAUAGCAUAGCAUAUAAGCAUAGUAUUCUAGUAUAUUUUGGAAUUAAUGAGCUGCUACCUCUGUAUGUAAUCUUUAUCUAGAUCGCACUUAAUAAUAAUUUACACAUCUACUAUAUA